This is a messenger RNA of Aegilops tauschii subsp. strangulata, 1248 nucleotides long. Lineage: Eukaryota; Viridiplantae; Streptophyta; Magnoliopsida; Poales; Poaceae. The record is from RefSeq and is a predicted model, not a curated record.
AUGCGCGCCGUCCUUCAGCUGGUCGUCUCGCACGCCUGGCCUAUGCAUCAGUUGGGCGUUUCCAACGCCUUCUUGCACGGUCAUCUUGCCGAGCAGGUGUUCUGUGAGCAGCCUACUGGUUUCGUCGACGCCGAGCACCCCGACUUCAUGUGCUUGCUUCCCGCUCUCUUUACGGGUUUAAGCAGGCGCCUCGGGCUUGGUACCAGCGGAGCUGACACUGCAUAUCUGCUGCUCUACGUCGACGACAUCAUCCUCACGGCAUCCGCCCCCGAUCUCCUUCAGCGGCUGACUGCUCGUCUUCGUGAUGAGUUCGCCCUCAAGGACAUGGGGGCCCUGCACUACUUUCUCGGCAUCGAGGUGAUCCGCCGGGCUGACGGUUUCUUUCUGCAUCAGCAGAAGUACGCCCACGAGCUCCUUGAGCGUGCCGGUAUGCUUAAUUGCAAGCCGGCACCCACCCCUGUCGACACGAAGGCGAAGGUCUCUGCCUUGGAGGGGUCUCUCGCGUCCGAUGGAGCGUUUUAUCGCUCUAUCGUUGGUGCUUUACAGUACUUGACGCUGAGUCGCCCCGACCUGCAGUACGCCCCGCGUGACUCUCACUGGACUCUGGUGAAGCGUAUUCUCCGUUACAUACGCGGCACCAUGUCCUUGGGACUCACCCUGACGGCCUCCGCCUCCACCGACCUCGUGGCCUACUCGGAUGCUGACUGGACUGGCUGCCCCGACACGCGACGCUCUACGUCAGGCUACUGCGUCUACCUUGGGCCCUCGUUGAUCUCUUGGUCAUCGAAGCAUCAGCCCACGGUCUCCCGCUCCAGCGCUGAGGCAGAGUAUCGCGCCGUGGCUAAUGCCGUGGCCGAGUGCUCUUGGAUACGUCAGCUGCUCCAGGAGUUGCUUUGUGAUGUUCACAAGGCCACUCUUGUCUACUGCGAUAACGUCAGCGCGGUAUACCUCUCCGCCAACCCGGUGCACCAGCGACGAACGAAGCAUAUUGAGCUCGAUAUUCACUUCGUGCGCGAGCAGGUUGCCCUUGGCCGUGUUCGGGUUCUCCAUGUGCCGACGACGCAACAGUUUGCUGAUGUGAUGACUAAGGGAUUGCCUACUCCCGUCUUCGAGGAGUUUCGGGGCUUUGGUGCGCGGCAAGACCUCGGCAUGGUUGAUUGCCUCCUCGUCGGCGUCAACCGAGUGUCUAGCUUAUUUUUACCACAGUACAGACGCAAGCGCUUCGACGGGAACGACUUCUCGCACUGA